Molecule: messenger RNA, 679 nt
Organism: Oryctolagus cuniculus (rabbit)
Lineage: Eukaryota; Metazoa; Chordata; Mammalia; Lagomorpha; Leporidae
Source: RefSeq, a predicted model, not a curated record
CCCACAUGCUCUUUCCUUGGGAGCCUCAGGACAGGUCCUGUGCCCAUAGGGUUUGAGAAUGUGCCAAUCCCGUCCUGGCCCCCUGCCCACCCCCUCUUGCUCUGGGAGUGGAGUAGAGGGGACAUCCUUAGUCACCUUCCUUUCUUGGACUCUCCCCACAGAAACAACAGAACCAAGAAACUCUGGAUCAAGUGGACAAACAGAAGAAAGAAUGUCAGCAAAAGUUGGUCAAGGAACAGGGGGCACUAAGAGAACAACUCCAGCACAACAAGUGGUUGACCAAAGAUCAAGAUGCUCUCAAACUGGAGUUAUACAAGAACAAGACCUGAAGCAGCAGAACUCUGAGCUCCAAGAGAGGCUUCGAGUCCUCAUGACCGAAAAGAAGACCCUGCAGCUGGGCACGGAGGAGCUGCAGAAGAAGCUGGAAAUGUCUGAGCUGCUGCUGCAACAAUUCUCUAGCGAGUCUGGGGUCUCUGAUGAUAGGCAGCAGCUUCAGCAGACCAUGGAGGAGCGGACCCAGCUGCAGAAACAUGUGCAACAGCUGCUGGAGAUGCAGACGACUGUGGAUAGACAGGGACCGUUACGCAGAGGGCCUGCAGGAAGAGCAUGCCAUGUGGCAGGAGAAGAUGCAGCAGAUGUCUGCCAAGGUGAGGCAGGCCCCUGUGGACAUCUCACUUGA